CCCCUCUCUGGUCGCCGACUUCGGUCCCACAGACUCUGUGUUGCAUUGAUCGAACAGCUUGGCUGAAUCUGAGCGCACACUGCUGGACUCGCUCUGGAUGGCCCCAUUAGGGAUAUAUUAACUUAGGUGGUGGACAAAAGAUCAUAUUUGGGACAGGUUCUUGCAAGGUGUUCGCGGUAGACCUAGAUGGCAACGCCCCACAGAUUUUACUAACUCCAGAUGAGACUAUCGUCGGCAGUUGUGAGGAUGACAAUAUCCCAGCCCUAGGUCUCUAUGAGGAGAGUCUUGUCCCUGUGGGCCGCACAUUUUUUUUUGAGAUUACACAGUACAACUCAGACACUCACAACAUACGCACACUCACACCCCUAUGAAGCUUAUCCAAUCACAAACAGAUGAAGCUUGGUUCGACAUCCUCAAUUGGUUACCAGCCCGCUCUGUUUGUGAGUUGAGCUUGGUCUGUUGGGAGUGGCGUGCAAUGAUCAUGUCAGAUCACUUUAUCCAAUCACAUGUUAUUUAUGCAAACUUGAAUAAGAGCCCUCGGAUCAUGUUCAUCUUGGAUCCCCGCUUUGGUGAGUACAUGGAUUUGGAGAAAUUCACUGGUGUACAUAAACCAAUCUUAUGGGGUUUGGAUUUUGUAUGUUCCCAGCCUUGCCACGGACUUAAUGUGGGGAGCUACAGUUUCUGGGAUUUCAUAUGCAAUCUUGUCGUAGGUUAUUGUGAGCAUAUAGAAUUUGAUGAUAAUGAUGGCACAUUCUUUGGCGGUCGCAUUGGAUUGGGGUACAACUUGGAGAUUAACAAACAUGUUGUUGUGCAUAUUACAUACAAACAGAAGGACCUGGAAACUAGAUACUAUGAACUGCAAUGCAAAGUGCGAUAUUUGGAUGACAAGCUAUGGCGUCCACUAGACCCUCCUCCCAGACCAGUGGCUUCCGUGUCACCCACUUUCGUUGAUGGCAAGAUCUACUGGAUGGUAGAGCAAAAUCUUGGGCCAGUUUCUGCAAGAAGUGAAAUCUUGGCUUUUGAUGUCAAGUCAGAUGAAUUUGACGUCCUGCAAGGUCCACCAUGCAACAAUGACUGUGGGCGUACGACCAUCCUCCAGCUUCAAGUUGCUCUUUGUGUGGCUUGUUCAGAUCCAAGCACGAACUCAAUUGGUAUAUGGAUGAGGAUGAUGAAAGAUUGUGGCAGUUGGCUAAUGGAGUAUCAUAUAGAGCUCAGUGAAUUCUUUCCAGAUUAUUUGUCAGGUAACACUACACCAUUGGCUGUUGAUCCAAAGGAUGGCCGGAUUUUGCUCCAUGGAGGUUGGUCACUGGGCUACUAUGACCCCAAGACGGCAAUAAUUGAAACGAUCUACACUGUGGAUAUCUCAGGGCAUUGCUGCAAGUUGUUUCCUAUUAUCUGCCAUGAAAGUUUAAUCUGCCUGCUUUGUCCAUUCUAAUCAGCAUUCGUGUAUUUCUUUAAAGGGAGGGCAAAGCAUUGGUCCAUAGCUGAAUCUACGUGGGUGCCUCGUUAUCUCCUCAUGCUCCUAUUUAUCCUUGGUCUGACUUGUGAGAAAGUUUGUAAUCUCAGCAAGGUCAGCAAGACUAGUGGGUUUUAGUAAUUAUCUUGUUGAAUGCUUUGUGCUUGCAAAAUUGCUUUAGUUUCUUCGACCUUUAACAUCAUGAUUUUUACUGGCAAGUUAGCAUUUUUAUUUAGUUCUGAAAGUUAUGUGGCCAUCGGAGGACUUUCAGGCUCAUGGACAGGGAAAUGCAAACGACAGUUCCACAGAAGACGAGUAAAAUUUGUGCAACUUUUGAUCCGCAUAAGUUGACAUGUGGCUUGUUUGAUGUCCUUGCUGAGCCUUGAUUUCGAAAUAUAUCUAGUCUUUUAAUUUGUUGAGUUUGGAAGUAGCUACUUUUGUUCCUCUUUAAUUUGGAAGUGAUGAUUGUCUGUCUUGGUUCCUA
Panicum virgatum (switchgrass) is the source of this 1940-nucleotide messenger RNA. RefSeq names its product F-box/LRR-repeat protein At2g43260-like. The coding region runs from base 368 to 1435 and encodes 355 amino acids. The transcript has 2 exons. Lineage: Eukaryota; Viridiplantae; Streptophyta; Magnoliopsida; Poales; Poaceae. Gene Ontology annotation, molecular function: protein binding. The record is from RefSeq and is a predicted model, not a curated record.